Ostrea edulis (European flat oyster) is the source of this 2168-nucleotide messenger RNA. RefSeq names its product protein Mpv17-like. The coding region runs from base 137 to 754 and encodes 205 amino acids. The record is from RefSeq and is a predicted model, not a curated record. Lineage: Eukaryota; Metazoa; Mollusca; Bivalvia; Ostreida; Ostreidae. Gene Ontology annotation, cellular component: cytoplasm; membrane. The transcript has 7 exons.
UAUCCAGUCAAAAUAAGUGUGGCCUUGCGCGUGAGGCUGAGGAAUGUUUCGUAACGGUAACUGAGUUUUGUUAUACAAUAAUCUUUCACCGUUUAAGACGGUCAGUAACAUGGCGACUCUCCAGUCCUAACUUACCAUGAGUUCCAUAAUCCGGGUACAUUUAGUGUUGAUGAAAAGGCAUCCAUGGAAAACUGUCGCGUUGUCAACUGGUUUCGUUAUGUCCUCAGGAGAUGCUAUUUCCCAGAAGUUUGUGGAGAGAAAAGAUAAACUAGAUUAUAAAAGAUACCUUCGAUACUGGGCUUUUGGAUUUGCUAUUGCUGGACCAUUAUUUCAUGGAUGGUACUUAAGGUUGCAAACAAUAUUUGGCAAGUCAAGAUUUGCCCCAUUUAAAAUGGUGAUCACAGAUCAGAUGCUCUUUGCACCUGCCUUUCCUCCAUUUUUCUUGGGUGUCAUGGGAAUAAUGAAGGGAGACCCUUUAUCAGAAAUACAACAGAAAAUAAAAAAUGAUUAUUUGGACAUUCUCACUAGCUGUUGGUCACUUUGGACAGGGGUGCAGCUUUUGAACUUCCUCUAUGUCCCUGUAAGUCACAGGGUUUUGUUCAACAAUGUGGUAGCCCUUGGAUGGGACACCUACUUGGCCUGGAAAGCUGAUUCUAGCCAUCAGAGAGCGCAGACGACAGCACCAGCCCUGUUACAGACGGUGACAGAUAACCCUGUGAAUCAGACGUCCAUGCCAGUCAUAGUAUCCACAUGAUCUGACGUUCAGGUUAUACUGCAGUUCUGUGGAUCCUCAGCUUCAACCGAGCUCCAUAAUGAUCAACCCCAUGCAACACCGAGCUCCAUAAUGAUCAACCCCAUGCAACACCCAGUCUAGUCUGAAUGCUUAGAUAUAUGUCUGCCAAAUUGUGAUGCUUUAAAAGUGCAGAUUUAUCAAAUAGGUUUGCCACUGCCAGGGAUUAAACUUGACCUAAAAAUCAUAGUAGCCAGCUGGGCCCCUAAAAGUCAGAUUGUGGUUGCCCAGUUUAAAAAUUGGUUGCCCAGAUGAAAAUUGAUGUAACAGAAAGUAAACAAUGUCAAAUGUUUAUUCAUAUGUCAAUAAAAGAAUGUGAUUACAUACAAUUUAAACAUUCUCUAUUUCUCUCUAUAUAUUCAGAAGCCUUUCAAAAACACUCAUAAUUGAACUCAAAGUGGAAAAAUGUAUUUAAAUCAAACCAGCAAUAAACAGAAAAUAUGGAUCGCCAACCUGGGCAACUGAAAUACGAAUUCUGCUUGCCCAGUCGAAGUUUCGGUCGCCAUUGGCAACUUGGCAUUUUAAUCCCUGCACUGCCCAGUAAACUUGCAGUGUGUUGACAAUGUCUGGCAUUGCCGAAACGUCAUGUGCAUUCUGUGAUUUAUCAUUUAAUGUGUUAAAGCAUUCCUCGCAUUUUGUUACCUACAAGGACUAGUGGUGUGCAAGUUGAAACUGUGAUUGUCAAACUUCCGUCUCUGUUUGAAAUAGACUAUGUACAGGAUUCUUAUUUAUUUUAAUGUCUUAUUUUACAUGAUUGAUGCCACAAUUUUUUAGUAUAUAUGCAUCGAGGUAUAUGUAACUUAAUUUUAGUUGUAACAUGCAUUUUGAUUGGCUGACCACAUCCAUGAAAAUAGUUUACAUGUAUCUCAUAUGAAUUGUUUUACCAUUAAGCUGCACCAUAAUAAUGAUUUGCUACACUUCACAUUUUCAUACUCAAUAUUAAUGAUGAAUAAUACAAAACAGUUUAAAAUCAUAAGGAAUGAAGUUGUUGUACAAUAUAACCUGGUUUGGAACAGUUUCUGCCUUGUGUUUUAUAAGGGUAACACUCCAGCAAAUAAAGAUGAUAUAUGACUUGAUCAAAAAUUAAUUCCUCACAGAAUUAAAUGCUCAAUGCUUUUGCAUAUCAACUUAUUCAAAUUCAUUCAUGUGUAGUAUAUAAAUAUGUCUCGAAAAUUAAUGUUGCUCCUGCAUGUAAGUGAUUUUUAUUUGCAAUAUUUGUUAUACUUGUUCAAACCCCAGCAUGUUCUUUGCAUUUUUAAAACGGGUACAGGAUUAACUACCAGUUAUCAUGUUUUUACUGCGCUUGAAAGCAGUUUUAUAAUUGAUUGUGGAAAAUACCUACUGUAUGAAAAAUGUGAAAUAAAUUAAUAUUUUUAUA